GCGUGUACCCUCAAGGCCCUAAUAUGUCACCACAUCCAUCGGUGCUGCUGCAAUACGCAUCGCACGAGUCUAUGCCUGGGUAUCCCCAUGGCAUGGGCGGCUCACGCGACGCCAAUGCGUUUGCGCCUCAUCCGCCCCGGCCACCGCCACCGAGUACAACUUCAUCAUCGUCGAGCUCGAAGUCUCGUUCCAGACACUUGCCCUCUGCAAUUCAGGCAGCCGUUGACGAAGCAAUACAGAAGAGCACUAGUGCGGGAGGUGGAUUGAGUAACUCGCUCACAAGAUCGAAGACUUCACCUGCGACACUGACGAAAGACCACAACGAGGGUUGGGGUGAUGGAAUUGAUACAUGCAUUUGCACGACGAACUGCAAGUGUCGAAAGGGCGAGCGCGCUGUCAAGUGGUACGAGGGCAUGGCCAAGAUCGGCGGCGAAGAAGUCCCAGUGCGAGCCAAGCUGAAUACUCGAUAUGUGCUGAAAGACGAUAUUGGCAAAGACUGCGGUGAUCACUCUGGAUGCAAGAAGAAGACAGGCUCGAGCUCAAGCUGUAGUUCGAGCAGUUGCGACACGGAGACUUCAAGGUCGAAAAAGAGCAAAAGGAGAGAUAAGAAAAAAGCGAACAGAGCGGGAAAAGCUGACAUGCUCGAUGACUUGCAAGUUGAGCUUGACAAGAUCAAACAGGCUACAGCUGUAAAGCAAGGAGAUCCAUAUGGAUCAACGCCAUUCGGCGGGUAUGGCUCUGGAACACCAGGAAACUAUCCCAAGAUGACGAAGCAGAUGAUGGAAAUGCACGAUCCGUACGGCAUGGGCCGCGUGGGAGGAAUGAACGCCACGGGGAAACUGCAAGGCAUGUACGAUCCUAUGACCACGCGUAAUCCACGGCAUGCGCGAAUGCCACCGAAGGCUGGAAUGCGGAUGCGAUCUGAGCAUACCGAAUUUGACAAGGAUCGUGAGGGCCUGGGAGGUGCAAGCCCGCUCAAUCCUUAUGCACGGCCAAGUGCCAUGCGCAGCAAGGGAAGGGGCUCAGAUUCUAUGCUGCCGAAACGCAGACCGAGAUUCGGUCUGCGACGAGACCCGGACUCUGACAGUGAACCGAGCGCGUCAAAUCGCAGUCGCGACAGCAAGAAAGGGGGCAUGGGGGGCGGCCGCCCUCGGAGAAAUUGGGAUUUCGAAUUCGACGAAACCGACGUCAGCCUUGGUCCGAGGAGGCAGUCAGCCAUAAGAGGCUUUCGCAGUGAUGGAGGUGAAGAGCCAGGGAUGUACAACGUGCCGAGUAAGUCGUGCAUCGUUAGUGUGUUUGGUUUGCGUCUGGCUGAAACUUCCUUAGAACGCGGCGAUGGGGAGAAGGGUAGUACUUCACCGUGGAACCGCAUCAGCCUAGCAGGGAGGAAUGGUGGGGUACGCAAAUGGCGCACCGCGGGGAGGCAGGCGCGCGCUGAAACAGACGACGAUGAAGACUAUUGAGGCC
Molecule: messenger RNA, 1467 nt
Organism: Didymella exigua CBS 183.55
Lineage: Eukaryota; Fungi; Ascomycota; Dothideomycetes; Pleosporales; Didymellaceae
Exons: 1
Coding region: 24-1463 (479 amino acids)
Source: RefSeq, a predicted model, not a curated record